Messenger RNA from Gymnogyps californianus (California condor), 1104 nucleotides. RefSeq names its product caveolae associated protein 4 (gene CAVIN4). The transcript has 2 exons. Gene Ontology annotation, biological process: regulation of gene expression. Gene Ontology annotation, cellular component: caveola; cytoplasm. The record is from RefSeq and is a predicted model, not a curated record. NCBI's taxonomy places the organism in Eukaryota, Metazoa, Chordata, Aves, Accipitriformes, Cathartidae. Bases 1 to 1074 code for a protein of 357 amino acids.
AUGGAUCGCCGUGAAAUCACCCCGGAGGCUGACAAAACCCACCAAAAUCGUCUCUCCAGCGUCACCGAGGAGGAAGAAGAACAAGAUGCAGCUUACACGAUUGUGACGGUCCUGGACAAAGUGGCCAACAUCGUGGACAGUGUGCAGGCGAGCCAGAAAAGGAUAGAGGAGAGGCACAGGGAGAUGGAAAACGCCAUCAAGACCAUACAGAUUGACAUUUUAAAGCUUGCCCAGGCUCACGGCAAUACAGGCUACACGGUGAACAAGUUGCUGGAGAAAACCCGCAAAGUCAGCUCCACCGUGAAGGAGGUGCGGGCACGCGUGGAGAGGCAGAGCACCAGCGUGCGGAAGGUGGAAGCCAAACAAGAGGAGAUGCUGAGGAAAAACAAAUUCCGAGUCGUAAUCUAUCAGGAGGAAACCGAGUGUCCUUCAUCUCUCUCUGUUAUCAAAGAGAGGACAGCAGGUGAAACUCUAGAGGAUGAUUUCUUCCCACCUGAUGAUCUGUCUUCUGAUGAAGAAUAUUAUAUCGAAGAAAGCAAAGCAACCCAGUUCAAGAAAUCGGGCAUGAGGCGCAUAGAUGAUAUCAAAAAGGCAUUUUCAAGGGAAAAUAUCCAAAAGACAAGACAAAAUUUUGGCAAGAGGGUAAACAGGCUUCGAACUAGAAUAGUAACCCCUGAGAGGAGAGAGAGGAUCAGGCAGUCAGGAGAGAGACUGAAACAAUCUGGGAUAAGGAUCAAGAAAACCAUUUCACAAGCUGCCCCAUCGAAGGAGACGUUCAAGAUCCAUAAAAAAAAUAAAGAACGAACCGGAGCCGAAGGCCAGGAGGGGAUCCAGGAAGCCGGUGUGCACAUCGCCUCGGAGCUCGCAGCAGCAGAGCCCUUCACUGAAGAAAUCUCUUACACAGAAGUGAUCACUAAGGUAAAGAAAGACAAGAAUAGUGCAACAAAAGGUGCUUCCCAGUCAACUGAAAAAGGAGUGACAAUCCCAGAAGUCGUUCUUAAGCAGGAAGGAAAAGAAGGAGGAGGAGGAGGAGGUGAUGAUGUCCCUUUGCUAGACUUAAAGCAAUCAGCAUAAGGAAUCAAUUAGCAAACACAGCAUACUAUC